AUGGAUUUAGACUCCGAUGUACAGAUGGAAGAUGCAAUUGACCAGCAACACACACAGCAAUCCCCACAGUCUCCGCAGCUGAUAAACAGCGCAUCGAACCUGAACGACAUCCCGGUCUCCACGGUCGACCCAAAGACACAGAUCAACACGUUGGAGGGCUGGAUGGAGCAAUUGAGCAAGUGCCAGCCGCUCAGCGAAGACAGCGUCAAAGAGCUGUGCAACAUGGCCAUUGAGGUUGUGAAAAACGAACAGAACGUGCAACCGGUCCACGUCCCUGUCACCAUCUGUGGUGACAUCCACGGGCAGUUCCACGACUUGAUGGAGCUCUUCAAGAUUGGGGGCCCGUGUCCUGACACAAACUACCUUUUCAUGGGAGAUUACGUCGACAGAGGCUACUACUCUGUCGAAACCGUCAGUUACUUGGUGGCAAUGAAGAUCAGAUAUCCGAAGAGAAUCACCAUCUUGAGAGGAAAUCACGAGUCGAGACAGAUCACCCAGGUCUACGGCUUUUACGACGAGUGUUUCAGGAAAUACGGCUCCUCGAACGUUUGGAAGAUUUUCACUGACCUCUUUGACUACUUCCCCAUCACUGCGUUGGUUGAGAACUCCAUCUUCUGCCUUCAUGGUGGCUUGUCUCCAAUGAUCGAGACCAUCGACCAAGUCCGGGAAUUGAACAGAUUCCAGGAGGUGCCGCAUGAGGGCCCAAUGUGUGACCUACUAUGGUCCGACCCCGAUGACAGAGGGGGAUGGGGGAUUUCUCCAAGAGGUGCAGGUUUCACCUUUGGCCAAGACAUUAGUGAACAGUUCAAUCACACCAACAAUUUGUCCUUGACCGCCAGAGCACAUCAAUUGGUCAUGGAAGGUUACAGCUGGUCGCAUCAGGAUUUGGUGGUCACAAUCUUUUCGGCACCCAACUACUGUUAUAGAUGUGGUAAUCAGGCUGCCAUCAUGGAAGUUGACGAGAAUCACAAUAGGGAUUUCUUACAAUACGACCCUUCAGUCAGACCAGGUGAACCUACUGUCAGUAGAAAAACCCCUGAUUACUUUUUAUGA
Messenger RNA from Pichia membranifaciens NRRL Y-2026, 1053 nucleotides. RefSeq lists its product as hypothetical. Bases 1 to 1053 code for a protein of 350 amino acids. Gene Ontology annotation, cellular component: cytosol. NCBI's taxonomy places the organism in Eukaryota, Fungi, Ascomycota, Pichiomycetes, Pichiales, Pichiaceae. Gene Ontology annotation, biological process: mitotic cell cycle; peptidyl-serine dephosphorylation. The transcript has a single exon. The record is from RefSeq and is a predicted model, not a curated record. Gene Ontology annotation, molecular function: protein serine/threonine phosphatase activity.